ACACGUUACUGCUGGCACCGCGUACCUGGCAAAAAAGCCAGGGAACGACGCAUCAAAUAUUUGUCGAGGGCCAUCACGGAAAUUUUAAUCACCUUAUCAACAUAGUUUCUACCAUGAAUUCAUAGAGCUAAAAGACUGUUAUAUAUAUUUUUUUAUUGACUGGAGCCCAUUGAAUCUUGGCCUCUUAAGCCAGCGCGCAUAAUAAUGGGAAAUAUUCGAAAAACUCUAGUUUUUGUGCUGAGCGCGUUCGUUUUUGGUGUGUGCAUCUCAACUUCAAGCAAUACAUACGACAGCGAAGAAGAACGUGUGCAAGUGAAGAAGUGCUACAAGGAGUUGGGAUGCUUCGAGUCGGAAGGAUUCUUCCACGCACUGUACCGACCCGUCAACUUCUUUCCCGACAAGCGAGCUCUCAUCAACACCAUGUUCGCCUUCUUCUCGCGCAAGAACCCGAUCAAGGAGCAUCUGCUCAUGUGGUCAUCGCCCAUCAGUGACUACUUGAAGCUGCCUUUUAACGCCAGCAAUCCCACGAAGGUCAUCACGCACGGCUGGCUGGACGCGGUGUACUUCGGGCAAUGGAUGACGAAAAUGAAGAAUGCUUUGUUAUUGGCUGGCGACUACAACGUCAUCACCGUUGACUGGCGAGGCGGAAAUGGACUGCCUUAUGCGCAAGCCACAGCCAAUACACGGCUUGUAGGAGCUGAGAUAGCCGUUAUGAUUGAGAAGCUUCAGAAAGUGUUCAAAGCCAACGUGUCAACUUUCCACAUCAUGGGUCAUAGCCUGGGAGCCCACGUCGCCGGCUACGCGGGAGAGAGAAUACCCGGGCUUGGACGAAUAACCGGUUUGGAUCCAGCCGACCCGUACUUCCAGCACAUGCCUGCUUUCGUCCGCCUGGACCCGACUGACGCGAGCUUCGUGGACAUUCUCCACACCGACGGAGGGACAGUUCUCGAUCUGGUAAAGGGGGAAGGCCUCGGGAUGUACGAACCUACGGGACACCUGGAUUUCUACCCAAACGGCGGAAGUAAAAUGCCUGGAUGUUCCUUCGGAACGAGCAUAUCGUCCACCUUCAGCAAGGGCCUCAUGCAAGCCAUGCGCUCGGCGGUCGUGUGCAACCACGAGCGUGCCGUGACCUACUACCUGGAGACGGUGAGCGACCGGAGUUGCAAGUGGAUGGCCUUCGUCUGCCCCUCGUACCACAUGUACAAGCGAGGUCAGUGCUCGGACUGUGGCCAUGACGGCUCCCGCUGCGCGCGCAUGGGGUUCUACGCGGACCAAUGGAAACCCCGGAGCAACACGUCGGUGCGCAUGUACCUGCAGACCAUGAGCGUGUACCCGUACUGUGCUUUCCAGUAUUCUCUGAUAAUUGAGCUGUACAAGGAUGAUCAGACCGUCUCAGCGACAGGUUAUUUCACUCUCACCCUACACGGCGAAUCCAGGAGCGCCGACAUUCAGAUCAACAAAAAGCCGCUGACGCUGUACCCGAGGGCGCAGCACCCGUUUCUCGUGACGACCGACAAGAAUGUGGGCAAAAUCAUUCGGGCCUCUUUCUCGUACGAGAGCAACCGGUACCUGUUCUUCCGGACCAACCUGCAGCUGUGGAGAGUCCGAGUGUUGUCCAUGAACGACCGCGUGCUGAGGGAUGAAAAGAAGAAUAAGACGUUGGCCUUCUGCUACCACGACAAAGCUGGCAUUCCGCCUGGAGAAGGUGCUCAUUUGAUUCCGUGCUAACGCUUUCGCAAGACUCAAAAAAAGACAAACAGAGUGACGGCAAUACAGGAA
This is a messenger RNA of Dermacentor albipictus, 1779 nucleotides long. RefSeq names its product pancreatic triacylglycerol lipase-like. Gene Ontology annotation, molecular function: protein binding; carboxylic ester hydrolase activity; lipase activity. Gene Ontology annotation, biological process: lipid catabolic process. The record is from RefSeq and is a predicted model, not a curated record. Lineage: Eukaryota; Metazoa; Arthropoda; Arachnida; Ixodida; Ixodidae.